AGAAUGACAAGGAAGAUCUUCACCAACACCAGAGAGCGAUGGCGGCAGCAAAAUGUUAACAGUGCCUUUGCCAAGCUGAGGAAACUCAUUCCCACCCACCCGCCAGACAAGAAACUGAGCAAGAACGAGACACUCCGGUUAGCUAUGAGAUACAUCAACUUUCUUGUCAAGGUCCUGGGAGAGCCAGGCUUGCAGCAGACGGCAGUGGCAGCGCGGGGCAGCAUCCUGGGAUUCUUCCAGCAAGCCCCAUGCCUGCAAAACAUGGAGGAGCUGACACUGGUAGAAAACUGUGGAGUGUCCUCUCCUGGCAUGAGUGGCAAUAGAGUAGAGUGUUGGUCAGAGUCAUCAUCUUCCUAG
Messenger RNA from Merops nubicus (carmine bee-eater), 357 nucleotides. RefSeq names its product T-cell acute lymphocytic leukemia 2 (gene TAL2). The record is from RefSeq and is a predicted model, not a curated record. The coding region runs from base 4 to 357 and encodes 117 amino acids. The transcript has a single exon. NCBI's taxonomy places the organism in Eukaryota, Metazoa, Chordata, Aves, Coraciiformes, Meropidae. Gene Ontology annotation, biological process: regulation of transcription by RNA polymerase II. Gene Ontology annotation, molecular function: RNA polymerase II cis-regulatory region sequence-specific DNA binding; protein dimerization activity; DNA-binding transcription factor activity, RNA polymerase II-specific.